AUGGACCCCUUUUCUACCGCGGCAGCGGCGGUUGGGCUGGUGGAGAUGUGUCUGCAUGUUGCGAAGUCCCUCAAAGAUCUGAAGUAUUCGGUCGCAAACAUUGGAAAGGUAAUUGAUCAGUUGAUUGCUGAAGUCGAGGCCCUGCAAAGUCUUGUUGCAUCAAUCCAACAAAUUAUAACAAGCGAGAAUGCGACACAGGUGCAGUCGAUUUCGAUUAAAACAAGCAACCUGGAAGAUCUAUGGAGAGGCUGUGUGGGAGGCUUGAGUGCGUGUCAAGCUCUUGCGACACAAAUUGAGAGUGUGAUUAAGGAGAUCUCCGGUACGGAUGGCAACAGGGUCAAGAACAAUCUAGAUGCCGUCCUAAAAGUGAAACGGAGGCGGGAAAACGCCGACAGACUGCAGAAAAUUCGAGACGAGAUUGGAGUAGAAAAGAGCAACCUCCAAGUUUUGUUGAUUGGGAUGACUCUGUAA
Molecule: messenger RNA, 471 nt
Organism: Penicillium malachiteum
Lineage: Eukaryota; Fungi; Ascomycota; Eurotiomycetes; Eurotiales; Aspergillaceae
Product: tetratricopeptide repeat domain-containing protein
Exons: 1
Coding region: 1-471 (156 amino acids)
Source: RefSeq, a predicted model, not a curated record